UUGUCGUGGGUGCUGACUUGGAACGAGAAAAAAACUGUAGGUUAAUUGAUGUAAAUUCGCUGACAGGAUAGCCUGCAAAUGAUGCCAAACUGCGUCAGAGCAGACGGACGUUGCAGGUACCCUCUCUCCUCCGGCUCUGAGCGAGCUAUGAUAAAGGCAUCCAUUGAAUGCCACAGAUAAGAACUAAAUAAUCACGAGAUGGAUCCUGGGCCAGGGUCCGGCUCGGAGCCACCUCUAGGAUGCGCAUUCUCCUCUGUUCCUAACCUAGACGCAAACAUGAGCUCGCGCUCCGCUAUUUACAUGAACGGGGAUGCCAGCAGCAGUAUGAACGUGGAUCCUGGCGCAGCGCUAAGAGGGGCAAGUGAUCCCAGCGCCUAUCCCUUGUCGGACUACCGCGGACUGGUCCGCCAGAGGUUCGUACGAAGAAGUCUGUGGUUCUCAGAGUCGGAGGAACCGGCGUUUGAAGCGACUGAAUGUGACACCAGCAGCAGCCCGGCAGACAACGUUCGCCUGAACACCAUCGUGAACAAAAGAGUUGCGCGCGUGGGCUUCCAUGAGAGUUCCAGCACCGAGAGCCAGGGGGGACACAGAGGCAGUGGCACAGAGAGUUGCACCGCCGAGGAUGAGAGAGACAAGGGCCAGGCCGAGAAGAAGUGCGAGGCCACCUCUUCCUCUGAGCCGCUCAAAAGCAGCGGGAAAGCUGAUGAGGGGAAGAGUGAUGAGAAUGAGGAGGAGGCUGAAAUGAAGGCCGUUUCCACAUCACCUAGCGGAAGGUUUCUGAAGUUUGACAUCGAGUUGGGGAGAGGUUCCUUCAAAACUGUUUACAAGGGCUUGGACACCGAAACAUGGGUUGAAGUGGCUUGGUGUGAACUUCAGGAUCGUAAGCUGUCCAAAGCAGAGCGUCAGCGGUUUAAGGAGGAGGCUGAAAUGCUGAAGGGCUUGCAGCACCCCAACAUCGUGCGCUUCUACGAUUUCUGGGAGUCGCCCGUCAAAGGGAAGAAGUGCAUCGUCCUGGUGACAGAACUGAUGACGUCAGGAACGCUAAAGACCUACCUGAAGCGUUUCAAGGUGAUGAAGCCCAAGGUGUUGCGUAGUUGGUGUCGUCAGAUCCUGAAGGGGCUCCACUUCCUGCACACGCGCACGCCGCCCAUCAUCCACAGAGACCUCAAGUGCGACAACAUCUUCAUCACCGGGCCAACGGGCUCCGUCAAGAUUGGGGACCUCGGACUCGCUACACUCAAGAGAGCUUCCUUUGCGAAGAGCGUGAUCGGCACUCCUGAGUUCAUGGCUCCUGAGAUGUAUGAGGAGCACUAUGACGAGGCGGUGGACGUGUACGCUUUUGGCAUGUGCAUGCUGGAGAUGGCCACCUCCGAAUACCCCUACUCCGAAUGCCAGAACGCAGCGCAGAUAUACCGCAAAGUCACCAGCGGUGUUAAGCCGGCCAGUUUCGGUAAAGUAGCCGUGCCCGAGAUCAAGGAGAUCAUUGGGGAGUGCAUCCGCCAUCACCGGGAGGAGAGAUACUCCAUCAAAGACCUGUUGAACCACGCCUUCUUCGCGGAGGACACGGGCGUGCGCGUGGAGCUGGCCGAGGAGGAUGAUGGGACGAAGUCGUCGAUCGCCCUGCGGCUCUGGGUGGAAGACCCCAAGAAGCUCAAGGGCAAAUACAAGGACAGCGGCGCCAUCGAAUUCACCUUUGACCUCGAGAAGGAGGUUGCCGAGGACGUGGCCCAGGAGAUGGUGGAGUCUGGCUUCUUCCUGGACAGCGAUGUGAAGGUGGUGGGCAAGAGCAUCCGCGACCGCGUGGCGCUCAUCAAGUGGAGACGAGAGCGCAUCAUCUCGGCGGCCGCCGCAGCUGAGGUGGAGGCAGGCGGCGAGAAGCCGGCAGAGGGACAUCAGGCAGCUCACUUCUCACAGGUGCCAGGGGGUGGAGCUGGUGUAGGUGUAAGCCCCGCCCUCUCGACGCAGACUGCCCCCUCUGCAGCGCCCUCAGACACGGACGACACGAUAUCGGAGCAAGAGCCGGCUUCAGCUGUCACCACUGCCACAUCUGACAGCGGUGUUGGGUCUGCAGUAAUUUCAGACGUGUUGAGCAACCAGCACAGUAUUCCCUAUCAGUCGCUCCCCGAGCCCAUCUCCACUGCCCAGAGAACCUUCAGCACGCCCAUGCAGCAGACCCUCACCCAGCUACAACAGGCCUCCUACCAGCAGCAGCAGCAGCAGCAGCAGCAGCAGCAGCAGCAAACCGCCCCGCCAGUGCAACCAGCUCCAGCAAUGCAGGUGGCCCCGGCAGUGCAAGUGGCUCCACCAAUCCAGACCACUGCUCCAGUGCAGCAAGCCCCACCAAUGCAAGUGGUUCCACCAAUGCAAGUGGUUCCACCAGUACAAGUGGUCCAGCAGCAGCAGCAGCAGCAGCCACACUUGACGAUACAGAUUCCCCCGGGUGUGCAGACGCAGCAGACCACACAGCUGCCCCCAGUGUCCCAGGUGCAGCAAAUACCGCAGAUGUCACAGGUGGCUCCACCGCAGCAGCAGCAUAUACCCCAGCUGCCGCAAGUCAGUCAAGCUCAGCAUGUCGCACAACUACAACAAGGAGCUCAACUGCAGCAGCCCACACCAAUGCAACACGUCCCAACCCUGGAUCAUGCAGGUGGUUUGCAGCAGCAGCAGCAGCAGACGACACAACUGCAGCAGGGCUCCCUACCACCGCAGCCUGCUCCUGGGCAGCUCGGUCAGGCGGUCUACCAGCAACCUCCUGUGCAACAGCAGCAGCAGCUGUGCCAGGGAUCCUACCAGCAACCCUCUCUACAGCUCCACCAGGCCAGCUAUCAGCAGCCCCCUCCUUCGAGUGCAUCUCUGGUGCAGACACACACACUGUCUGCUCCCGCCACCGCGACCCUGAGUGCACCGCCUGGCCAGCAACACAGCAGUCUUCCAGGCUUCCCCACGUCCCCCCAUCCUACCCCUCCACAACCUACACUGCAGCACAGCCAGCAGCAGCAGCAGCACCCUCAGAUGGCACAGGAGUUCCACCUCUAUCUCCACCCUGCAGUUUUCCAGCCCCAGGUUUGUCCAGAGGGCCACAGCUUCCCUCCUCAACUGCUCCAGGCGGCCACCACCAUGCCCGGUGCUCUUCAGACUCUGCCCCCUCCUGCUGCACAGCCAGCUCACGUCUCGCCCCUGCUGCAGCCCCUUCAAAUAACCACACAGGAGGUCAGUGCCCAGCCCCAGGAGGAGGCGUCUUUCCAGGCUACCGGGCACUCCGCUCCCCCUGUCCCCACCGCCUCCUCCAUUCAGUCUCCUCCAUGGAGGGCUGAGCAGGAGGCUGAGCCGGCUAGUGCUCCAGCCCAGGGCUACCCCCCCAGCCCCCCUGCCCAUGCGCCUGCUACCCUGCCCAACAGUGACCUGGCACCUGCCGGCCUGGACAGUGGCAGCGCUGCAACUGGUCGGCCCCCAGGGCAGGUCCCCACCCAGCCCACUGCAGAGCCUGGGCAGGAGGAGCUGAUGCAAGACAGGCAGGCUGCCCUCCUCAAUUAUGCCUAUGACAGUGUGAACUCAGACGCAGCUUCGGGCAAAGAGAUGAGUGAUAGCUAUGAGGGCACCACCAGUGGCGGCAAGGGGGACGGGAAACGGAAACAUCACCGCAAGUCAGCUCGCACACGCUCCCGCCAGGAGAGGACCAGCAAACCCAAACUCAGCAUGCUCAAUGUGUGUGACACAGGUGACAAGAUGGUGGAGUGCCAACUGGAGACUCACAACCACAAGAUGGUGACCUUCAAGUUUGAUCUGGACGGAGACGCACCAGAGGAGAUUGCGACGUACAUGGUGGAGAAUGGCUUCAUCCUGCUGAUCGAGAAGGAGGUGUUCAUCGAGCAGCUGAAGGACAUUGUGGACAAGGCGGAGGACAUGCUGAGCGAGGACACGGAGGGGGAGAGGGCCGGCAGCAGAGGGGGCAGCCCCCAGCAGAGCCAUGUGCCCAUUACCACCGGAGAGGGUGUGAGUAACGGUUCUGGAGUUUCCCAGCCUGUCUACCAGCAGAACGUGCUGCACACUGGUAAGAGGUGGUUCAUCAUCUGCCCUGUGGAGGAGAUGCCCUCUGCCAGGAGAAACGCCCCGUCUGAUGGCACGGCCUCCACCCACUCCUCUGGCACCAUCACCGUCAAGCCUGAGGGGGGCGCCACAGCACACUCCGGAGACGGCACCAGCAGCCAUGCAGCCGGGGCCAGCGCCGCCUCCUCCGUGUUCUCCAAAGAUUCUGAGUCCACAUCAGCUCCACCCUCCGCUGGCAGCGAUGUGACGGGCAUUAGCAGCCCUCUGCCCCUGCCCCUCUCUGACCCGCUGGCAUCCCUCUCCCUGGGCAUCUCCCUGCCCUCCACCGCCCUUCCAGCCCAGCCGCCCACCUCCCUCCCCGGCACAGAGGACCCCCUGGGCAUCACCACCUCCACCGCUGGGCCCCUACAUACCCACACCCACGUUGCCCAGGGCCACCAGGCUGGGUCCGGAUCUGGGCCGGGGUCGGUAUCCGGAUCUGGCCCAGGCCCAGUUCUGCGCAGCUCGUUGUCCGUAGACGAGAGCCAGCUGAGCGGGCGCAUGAUGACGUCCCCGUCCCCCAUCCACGUGGCGCAGCUCGCCUGUGCCAGCUCCCUGGUGGAGGAGGUGGCCUGCUGCCCGCUGGUGAUGCCACUCUCCCUGGACGUCAGCGCGCCGCCCCCCACAUUCACCUCCUCCGCACCCCCCACCGACCUCAGCUACGCACGCGAGGCCGCGCAGGCGCUGUCGGACCGGGAGCGGGAGCGGGAGCACGCCUCCGUGGUGAUGCAACAGCCCUUCUCCAGCGUGGGGGCGGCCGCGGCGGGGGCGGGGGGUGGUGCUAAGGCUCCGUCGCUCCCCCAGAGCCCCGCACUCUCCCAGCCAGGCGGGGUCACCGCCGAGUCGGACGGGGAGGGGGGCCGGGCCAGGGGGGGCGGGGGCUUCGUGGACAGCACCAUCAAGACCCUGGACGAAAAGCUGAGGAACCUGCUCUACCAGGAGUACGCGCCCAUGUACCCAUCGGGCACUGUGGCCGACACGCCGGGCUCGGGCACGGAAUACGUGCAGUCCCCCCCGGGGCCCGAGAGCGCGGUGGAGGGCUCAGGAAGUAGCACGCCGGGACCGCUGGCUGACGGACGAAUCAGGGCUGGAGAGCAGCUGCCUCAGAUCCCUGAGAGGAUGGACAGUCUGAGCAUCCACAGUGACUCUGGUUUAGCAGCCAGGAGACAGGGGAUGCCCCACUCCACCUCCUGCUCUGGCUCCAGCUCCAGGAGAUUCAAGAUGAUGGGUGCCGCCCCGGGCUCUCUGGGGGAGCGUAAGCAGCGUAGCUGGAGCAGCAGCGGGGCCGGUGGUGCUGGAGGUGGAGGGGGGGUGGAGGAGUGUCUCGACUCCCCUUCAGGAGGCAUCCUCACGGUGGGCCGCUUCUCCGUGGUGAGUGCCGAGAGCGGAGCCACGACGCGCCGCAAGCACAGCUACUCCUCCUCCUCCUCGCGCUACUCCGCGCCGCCCGACUUCUGCCUGGAGGCCCCUCCCCCGGCGCUGAUCGCCAAACGCGGCUCGCUGCCGCGCGCCAUGACGGCCGUGCCCGUGGACACGACGGUGCACGCCCACACGCACCACGCGCACACGCACGCCGGCCACGGGCGCUUCAUGUCCUCAGACUCGGGCGCGGAGAGCAGUCCCGCCCGUCUGGCCCCCGCCACGCCGGGCCGUCACCCCCGCUCCGAGCGCAGGGGAAGUGACCUCAUGAAGAGGGCGGUGGCCUUCCUGCGCCGCUCAGGACGCAGCAGCAGCGUGCAGAGCUCUGAUUCGCCCAGCCGGGCGAUGGGAGGGGCCAGCGUGGCCUGUAGUCCCGCCCACCAGUCGUCCUACUUCAGCAGCGAUAACGACUCUGAGAUGGAGGACUCGGAUAUCAAGAGGGAGCUGCAGAGGCUACGCGAGAAGCAUAUGAAGGAGAUCUCUGAGCUGCAGGCUCACCAGCGGGGGGAGGUCGAGCUGCUGUACCAGCGGCUGGGGAAGACUCUGCCCCCCACUCUGGGCCUCAGCGCCACGCUGCCCUCUGGUGGCCGACGCCGGCGCACUAGCAAGCACAAGUUGAAGGCCGGCAAGCUGCUCAGCCCCCUGGUACAGCAGCUACGCGGCGUCACCAAGAGCCAGGACGCCGGCAAGGCCACCGAUGCCACCAAGACUGAACAUGCCCCCAGUGUGAACGGCUCUCCUGCCAGGGGUCCCCUCAUGUGUCCAGGCCCGGGUCCAGGUGGCACGGUGGCCGGGCCGGGUUCCGGAUCAGAGCCGGUGCAGACGCAGCAGCCGUGCUCCCUGAAGGGCUCGCUCUCCUCCGACAACAUCUACGCGGGCCUGCAGGGAGAGCACACCGCUAUACCUGGCCAGCCCGGACCAGGCUGGCCCACCUACCCCGUAACGCCAGAGAGGGUGCAGUAUAAAGGCAGCAGUAGCAAACCCCGCGCUAGAUUCCUCAGUGGGCCUGUUUCUCUGUCCAUCUGGACCACCUUGAAGCGGCUGUGCCUCGGCAAAGAGCGUGGUAGUAGAUCUGGAGCAAGCACCGCUGCCUCCUACCAGCCUCCGACGACAGGCUCCACCCCACCUCCCCACCAGCCAAUCGUCAGGCCCGCUCAGGCCCAGACCAAUAACAGCAACAACACGGCGGCAGCUAUAGCAGGCAGAGUUCAGGACCACCAGACCAACAACAACAGUAACAACAACACACCCAUCGCCAGGGCUAACAUCUCCGCCAGGGCUAACAUCACAGCCAGGGCUAACAUCACAGGCAACACCAUGGCCACACAACCACCGAUGCACUGGCCAGGGGAUGAAUGGGCCGGGGAGCCCACUGUGCCAGGGCUGUCAGCAGCAGUACCAGGGGUACAAGCAGCUCCAGGGGUGGUACCAGCGGUGGGCCAAGGGAGCCCCCAGAACAGGGCGGACCCCAGCAUGCCGGCCCAGUGGCAGGAGGGCAGAGCCAGGGCAGAGGCCCGGGUCAGGGCCAGGAGAACACUCACCCUGGAGCUGGCCUCCACAACGCUAGAUGGCGCUGCUGCUGCCGCCGCCGCCCAACUGCCUCUGUCCUGCCCCAUGAUUGACAGCUGUCCGGCAGGCGCCGGGCUGGAUCCCGCCACGCUGCUUCGUGGGGGCGUGGUGGUGUCUCCGCUGGCGUACGGAGAUCCAAUGAGAUACCCCGUCUACUUCAGCCAAUGGCACGAGCUGGCGUCCCCCACCAGCCCUCGCGUUUUCGUCUUCCCCGCCGUUGCCAGCCCCGCACCCCCAUGCACCCCUCCCCCCGCCCCUCUUUCGCCCCACAACCCCAGAACCAGCACCCUAUAA
Messenger RNA from Engraulis encrasicolus (European anchovy), 7368 nucleotides. It is a transcript of the gene wnk2, whose product is annotated as WNK lysine deficient protein kinase 2. The record is from RefSeq and is a predicted model, not a curated record. Gene Ontology annotation, cellular component: cytoplasm; cytosol. The coding region runs from base 199 to 7368 and encodes 2389 amino acids. The transcript is spliced from 31 exons. Gene Ontology annotation, molecular function: ATP binding; potassium channel inhibitor activity; protein serine/threonine kinase activity. Gene Ontology annotation, biological process: monoatomic ion homeostasis; protein phosphorylation; intracellular signal transduction. Lineage: Eukaryota; Metazoa; Chordata; Actinopteri; Clupeiformes; Engraulidae.